Messenger RNA from Microbotryum saponariae, 774 nucleotides. NCBI's taxonomy places the organism in Eukaryota, Fungi, Basidiomycota, Microbotryomycetes, Microbotryales, Microbotryaceae. The record is from the annotation of a GenBank genome assembly.
AUGGGUCAGAUCGCAUUCGCUUGCAACCGAAGGAACAACGCCAUGCAGCAUCGCAACGGUCUCAUGACUCGCGCAUGUGGAGCGAACGACCGAUUGACAAUGUUUCUGUACGAUUGCGGCUUGACGACAUCUCGCUGGGCGACUCUCCAGGCAGCUGCGAGCUUGACGAAGGCGAAUUCGACGGAACUGAAGGAGAUUGGCUCGAACAAGUACUUCCAUGUGACCGUUGACAACAUCGACGUCACACGUCACGUCAAUGAUCGGCAAUUUGAUCGACGAACCGAGUUGCUUCAUCGAACUUUUGGUUACGCCCACAUUCAGAACGGAGAUAUUGCCGGCGCUUACAACCUUCGAGCCUACUCUGCACAUCAAGCGUCUUUACCGCGAGUCAAUCUCCAGCAUCUCCUCCCAACUCCCCAAUCCGACUCGUCAUCUACAACCGGGAUAAAAGCUCAGAUAUAUCGAGCGCUUGCUCGACUGGUCCUUCAUCUUGGCCUCAGUCUUCUUGAUGCACACCACCCCCCUGUCCUCGUCAUAGACGGGCAAUUUGACGUGCUCUCGAAAGGUCUUGUGAUUGGGGUCGUCCAACUGCCUGUACAGCUCGCCGUCUCUCCAGGUCUCCUCAGAUACGACAAUCGCGUUCUUUCCCUUUCAAUUGAGAUUGGCAGCCUGAAAGAAGCAUGUGACUGCGGAAAUCAGCACGAAUGUCGGUCCAGCAAGCCCAGUCGGCAGAAAAACUCACCUGAUGAUUGCUCAGUGCAUUCAGUGGAAUGA